Molecule: messenger RNA, 969 nt
Organism: Coccomyxa subellipsoidea C-169
Lineage: Eukaryota; Viridiplantae; Chlorophyta; Trebouxiophyceae; Coccomyxaceae
Exons: 4
Coding region: 1-969 (322 amino acids)
Source: RefSeq, a predicted model, not a curated record
AUGCUGGUGCACUGGCAAACAGGCUGUCUGGCAGAGCACCUGGAAGAACUGUUGGAAGCUGGGGAGGAGCUGCUCUCACAGCUACCCUGGACCUGGAAAGCUCCCCUGCUGGCUGUCGCGCGCCGCACGGGGGCUAUGACAGACGAGGCGCUGGCCCUGCUGGCGGACGAGGAUUUAGUCAGCCUGGAUCUGGCGCGCGCGAGGGCGCUGACUCACAGCGGCAUCGCCGCCGCCGUCAGCGGCUUGCCGCUGCUUCGCGCCCUGGACCUGUCUUACACGGCGUUCCAGCCGGCUGCGCUGCCUACUUUGGCCGAGGCCUGCCCCUUGCUGGAAGUGCUGCGCCUGGGCGGGCUGGGCCCGAAGCCGGCGCGUGCCGCCGCCGCCGCGCUGCUGCGGUGCCUGCCGCGCCUGCAGCAGGCCGACGUGGCCGACUCCUGGGAGGAUCUUGCUGAGACCUCCGCUGUGCAGGCAGGCCACGGCUUCACAAGCCUGCAGUACGUUGUGUGGCCGGAUGUGACGCCGGAAGCUCUAGCCCACCUGCACGCGCACCAGCCGCAGCUCAAAGUCAUCAGCGCGCCGGACCACCCGCUACUGCGAGCCUCCAGGCGCCACCGGCUGCCGGCUGCGGCCGACCCUGGUGUCCCCCUAGAUCAGCCGUACGCCGAAGCUGUCGCGCAAUAUGACUGGGAGGCGGCGGCGGCGGCUGUAAGGGCGCGCUGCGGUGACGAAGCGGCCGGCUCGGAAGGCGCCAAAAGCACCGUGGCCGGCUUGCGGGAGCUCACACUAGCGGAGCGAUUCAGGCUCGCGUACGAGUCGCGAGCAGCGCGGGUGGCAGUGGUGAGGGCGAGAAAUGCCAAGAAGGAGCAGCGGAGAGCGCUGCGCGCGAUGGGGGGCGCGGAGCGCGCUUUGGCCUUGGCAGAGCACGGCGUGCCGCUCGUUCACACUCGCAGCCCGGGCCGGCCCAGAUGA